Messenger RNA from Gigantopelta aegis, 630 nucleotides. RefSeq lists its product as uncharacterized. Bases 1 to 630 code for a protein of 209 amino acids. Lineage: Eukaryota; Metazoa; Mollusca; Gastropoda; Neomphalida; Peltospiridae. The record is from RefSeq and is a predicted model, not a curated record. The transcript has a single exon.
AUGUCAUUUCUUCAGAAACUCAAAGAAGCAGAUGCAACUCUUAAUCCAGAUACCGUAACAACAGAUUAUGAAGUGGCAACAAUCAAUGCGCUGCAAGAAGUUUUUCCUGACACCCAUGUACAUGGCUGUUUGUACCAUUUAUCCCAGUGUGUGUACCGCAGAGUUCAGGCAAAUGGACUACAAGAAAGUUACACAACAGAUAAUGAGCUGUCUUUACAGAUUAGGAUGAUUCCUGCAUUGGCAUUUGUGCCAGUUGCCGGUGUACCUGCCACAUUUGAACUUAUACAAGAAGAUCUCCCAGAGGAACUGCAGCCAAUUCUUGAUUACUUUGAAGAUACAUUUAUUGGUCGAGCUAGACGCCGUGGUAGGAGAGAACCAAGAUUUCAACAUUCCAUGUGGAACUGCCAUGGAGCAUAUCACCCAAACAUCUGGGUGUUCCUUGAUGUUUUAAAGAAGGAGCAGUCCCAGACAGAAGUAGCCAUGACACAGGCACUGGCCGGCGAAGAUGGACCACCACAACGCCGCCAGUACAGGGAUGUCACCAAACGACUAGAGAAUCUCGUCAAUGAUUAUGACAACAGAGGUGUGUUGCUUUUCUUACGUGGAAUUGCCCACAAUCUGCAGAUGUAA